Molecule: messenger RNA, 1052 nt
Organism: Apaloderma vittatum (bar-tailed trogon)
Lineage: Eukaryota; Metazoa; Chordata; Aves; Trogoniformes; Trogonidae
Gene: B4GALT3
Product: UDP-Gal:betaGlcNAc beta 1,4- galactosyltransferase, polypeptide 3
Exons: 6
Coding region: 1-1029 (342 amino acids)
Biological process (GO): carbohydrate metabolic process
Molecular function (GO): glycosyltransferase activity
Source: RefSeq, a predicted model, not a curated record
AUGUCCCUCUCUCGUGUCGAAAAUCCGUGUUUUCUGCUGUUUCUUUUUGUGUUCCAAGCCGUAUUUAUCCUGAUACUCUACCGAGGUGGGCCUUCAAAUGUGUUUCGUGGGUUUUUAGGCUCCCAUCAGGUUCUGGAUUACUCAAAAACUCAUGAUGUCUAUACAAACCUCAGCUUGUUCACCCAAGCUCCUAAUGAAGAAACUAUGCCAUACUGCUCAGCGCAGUCACCAAUAUUUGUUGGUCCAUUAACCAUCACCUUCAGGGUGCUCCCUAGUGAAAGAAUGAUCAUCAAAAAAAAUCCCUUUGUUCGGUCUGGUGGCCGCUACAGGCCGCCUCACUGCUUGGCCCGCUACAAAUCAGCCAUCCUUGUAGCCUACAGGAACCAGGAGAAGUACCUUCACCAUCUUCUCUACUAUAUUCAUCCAUUCUUGCAGCGCCAGCAGCUCAGUUACAGUAUCUACUUGAUUCAGCAGGUGGGGAAUGGUACAUUUAACCGAGCAAAGCUGCUUAAUAUCGGUGUCCGGGAAGCCCUGAAGGAUGAGGACUGGGACUGCCUUCUUCUGCAUGAUGUCGACCUAGUACCUGAGAACGAUUAUAACCUGUAUGUUUGCGACGAAUACUAUCCCAAGCACAUGGCCAGUGCCAUGGAUAAGUUUCAGUACACUCUGCCAUAUAAGUCUUUUUUUGGGGGUGUAUCUGCUCUGACUCCAGAACAUUACAUGAAGAUGAAUGGUUUUCCGAACACAUACUGGGGCAGUGGUGGUGAAAACGAUGACAUUGCUACAAGGAUUCGGUUAGCGGGAAUGAAAAUAGUCCGGACAUCACCUCACCUUGGGCGCUACAAAGUGAUGGACUACAAUGAAGAGACAGAAGAGCCCUGGAGAAGGCCUGCUUCCCGACACAACACCAGAAAAACAUGGAAAGAUGAUGGAAUGAAUUCAUUAGAGUUCAAGCUCGUUUCCAGAACGAAGCAUCCCCUUUAUACCAACAUCACUGUGGACAUUGGAUACGUUCCCCCAUUUUCUUAAGAGAGUCAAACCAAAAGCAGUGU